AUGAACGCUUCUUCUCUUGCCAAUCGGAGUUUAAAGUGCGCAGGAAGUGUCCGGAUGAUUUUACCUAGAAAUUUUCGCUCGCACUUACCAGGCACUGCACAAUUGUCGAAACUGACCAGCGUUUCUCGCAUUCGUGAAAUGAGCUCUUCUUCUGCUACUUAUUCAGCUCCUAAACCUUUGGAUGCUUCCAAUGUCAUCUUCAAGAAGGCUGACCAACUCAAGCCUGUGCCCGACUGGAACACCUUGAAGUUUGGCAAGGAAUUCACCGACCACAUGAUGAUUAUGAAGUGGAACAAGCAAACCGGUUGGGGUACACCAGAAAUUGUUCCUAUGCAAAAUCUUAGCUUCCAUCCCGCCACCACUGUCUUCCAUUACGGUUUCGAAUGUUUUGAGGGAUUGAAGGCUUACAAGGAUGAGAAGGGUGUUCCCCGACUUUUCCGCCCCAACAAGAAUGCUGAGCGCAUGUUGUCCACAGGCACUAGAAUCUCCCUUCCCGAUUUCGAUCCCAAGGAAUGGAGCGAAGCUAUCCGCAAGUUCGUUGCUACCGAGAGUCGCUGGGUACCCGAUAAGCGUGGCUUCUCCCUUUACCUUCGUCCCACCUUUAUUGGUACCGAUGCUGCCCUUGGUGUUCACCAUUGUGAAAAUGCUAUGAUUUAUGUCAUUGCUUCUCCCGUCGGUCCCUACUACAGCUCCGGAUUCAAGGCCAUCCGUCUUUGUUGCUCCGAAGGAGCUGUUCGUGCUUGGCCCGGUGGUACUGGACAGUACAAGCUUGGUGGUAACUAUGCUCCUAGCGUUUUGCCCGCUGCUGAAGCUGCCGAGAAGGGUUUCGCCCAAAUUCUCUGGUUGUACGGUGAGGAGGACUAUGUCACCGAAGUCGGUACUAUGAACUGCUUCACUGUCUGGAUCAACAAGAAUGGUGAAAAGGAAAUUAUCACCGCUCCUCUCGACGGUAUGAUUUUGCCUGGUGUCACUCGUGAUUCCAUUCUCGAUAUCGCUCGUGAGCGCCUUGUUCCCCAGGGCUGGAAGGUUACUGAAGGCAAGUAUUCCAUGAAGGAGGUUGCUGAAGCUUCCAAGGAAGGUCGUCUUUUGGAAGUCUUCGGUGCUGGUACCGCCGCUUUGGUUUCUCCCGUCAAGGCUAUCAAUUACAAGGGUGCCGAAAUCAACGUCCCUUUGCCUGAAGGCCAAGAAGCCGGCCCCAUCACCUCCCAAAUUAGCAACUGGAUCCUCGAUAUCCAAUAUGGUAAGGAUCCUAACCACCCAUGGAGUGUUCCUGUCACGAACUAA
Molecule: messenger RNA, 1284 nt
Organism: Schizosaccharomyces osmophilus
Lineage: Eukaryota; Fungi; Ascomycota; Schizosaccharomycetes; Schizosaccharomycetales; Schizosaccharomycetaceae
Gene: eca39
Product: branched chain amino acid aminotransferase Eca39
Exons: 1
Coding region: 1-1284 (427 amino acids)
Biological process (GO): L-valine biosynthetic process; L-leucine biosynthetic process
Cellular component (GO): mitochondrion
Molecular function (GO): branched-chain-amino-acid:2-oxoglutarate transaminase activity
Source: RefSeq, a predicted model, not a curated record